Molecule: messenger RNA, 5062 nt
Organism: Paramuricea clavata
Lineage: Eukaryota; Metazoa; Cnidaria; Anthozoa; Malacalcyonacea; Plexauridae
Source: the annotation of a GenBank genome assembly
AUGUCUGUUGAUCCAAAUGUAGAUAUACCUGUAUCUGUUCCUAAAGCAGACGAGGAUAGUGAGUCUGUACAUGAAGCAGAGGGGCCAGAGGUGAGUAGAAAUGAAUAUUUACAUGAGGGUGGUUGGCAAAAUGUUGACAACCCUCUGCAUGAGCUAGAGUUUGUACAAAAUGAAAUACACAGUUUUCAUUUAGAUCAAGAACAUUUAGAGCAUCGACAAUGUACAAUGUGUAAAGAAGCUUGGCCGACACGCCAGAACUUGGCAUCAGAAGUAUACAUUUGUUACCAGUGCAAGAGAGACAAGAAAUCACCCAAGAAAUUCAGUGCCGAGAAUGACAUGGACCCAGGAACAGUUCCUGAACAAUUGAGAGGUUUGACACAGGUAGAAGAAAUGUUAAUUUCAAGGGUUUGUCCCAUUAUGAGAGUGUAUAGAAAACAUGGGGGUCAGAGGGGGUAUAAAGGACAUGUACUUAACUUACCACAAGAUAUUCAAAGUUUCUUGAAUAGGUUGCCUUCACGUGUGGCAGACUUGCCUUGUCUUGAUUGUGCGAAGACAUGGUGCAGAAGACACACAUCGAGACUUUACUGUGCGUCGACACAAAGUUCUCGAGGCUGUGUUAUGGUUAAAGACAAACAAUCCGUUCUUUAAAGAUAUCGAAAUUGAUAGAGAUGUCAUCCAAAGUUUACCAGAAAAUGGUAUUCCCGAUGAGCUAAGGUAUGUCAUUGAUGAAAAUGAGCUUUCAGUUCAUGUUGAAAAUGAGGGGCCUCCCCAAGACCCAGUAAUGAGUGCUAAUGCAAGUGUGGAAGAGUUAGUUUUAGGAAGUGGCAGUACAUCGUUUAUUCCUAUGCGUCAAAGACAGAGAAAAGAAGGUGCAGCUAUCCAAGAUGCAGUGAAUGAGGUUGAUCCAUUAGAUUGGCCAUCUACUGAAGGUAAUCUCGUUAAUGAAUUUAAAACAGAUGGUUUAGCUACUAUGGCCUUUCCUACAUUGUUUCCUUAUGGGAAGGGUGACCCUAAAAAUAGGGCACGGCAACAUGGUAUAACGUUAACUGAAGCUUUCAAACAUUUAAUGAAGUUUGCAGAGAGGCUUGCAGAUGGUAAGUUUGAAUGGAGGUUUGCUUCUCACCCACGGUUUCCUUAUUGGGCGUUAAAUAUGAAACAACGGCAUCAGCGGUUGUCACAAGCAAAUGUUUACUUGCGUCAACAUCCUGCUGAUGCAAACAUGACAAUGGAAAAACUGAAGCAGAUGGUAAAUUCCAUGAGUGCAAACCAAAUGAUGAAUAGGUUGCAACGCUAUGUGUCCAAAGUACAAGGUACGAAUCAGUAUUGGUAUCAGCGGCUGCAGGAAUUGCUAGCCCUGAUUGAACAAAAAGGCUGCCCUACAUUUUUCUUUACCUUUAGUGCAGCUGACAUGCAUUGGCCAGACUUACAGAGGCUGUUGCAGAAUGAUGAAGGUGCAAGCAGAUCUGAGCGAGCACAAGCUGUAAUCGACAACCCCCACCUAACUGAUUGGUUUUUUAUGCAGCGGCUGCAGGAGUUUGUCAGACAUUGGCUUAAUGGCAUAUUGGAUGCUGAGUGGCACUGGUAUCGAUUUGAGUACCAAGCUAGGGGAAGUAUUCAUUGCCACGGAUGUGCAAAGUUAAAAAAGGACUCUGAUAUUAGAAAAUUACGUACUAGGGCAUGUGUUGCAUUCCUAGAGAGUGAGACAACAAAGUACGAAAUGUCACCUGAUGACUUUGAAUUCCUUUGUGGGGAUUUGAUAAGACAAGGAGAAGAUGCUGAGAAGUUGCUAAUACAGUAAGAAAAAAUAUUUUCCAUAUUAACAUUUCCAUAUAUGUGUACUGUAGACCAAGGUAACUGUGCAGAAUCUGUUGUGGGAUAAUUGUUUCAAUAAUAUUAUAAAUUUAUCCUGGCAACAGGUCUUCAAAUGCAUGUGCCGGCAUUGUAAGUUAAAUGCACAAUACCGGAUCCGAAUUAUUAGUCAUAACAUUGAAUUUAAAUAGUCAUAACAUUGAAUUUUGCAUUUUUAGAUAUCUCUUACUGUACCUGCUACUGAAUUUACAGUAUUGCAAUAGCAUUUCAAAAUACAGUACCAUGAAAACGAUAAAAGGCAUGCUCCCAAAAGUGUGCAGGUCAAAUAUUCAUGUCAACUAAAAAGCGAAUUUUGUAUUGUGCAUUGUAUUACCACUGCUGCCUACUUUGGAUAAAAUUAUUUAAUAAUAUGACUACUACUGUAAAUACUUUAUAAAGGCAGGGUAAACUUCUGUGCACAACUUUUGCCUAAAAUUGUCGCAUACAACCUGCUUAUAUAUAUGUGUAUACAACUUGAGUAAACAACCUGGGUAAACCAAGCACACAACUAUGGCUAUGACAACGUAAGCAAAUUUAAUACAGUGUGAACUUGUGGUACAAGCAGGUUGCAUGAGGCAAAAGUUGUGUAGUCUAUUUAAAUCUGCCUUAAUACACUAAAUAUAAUAACACUCACCAAAUACCCAGCUAAUAAUAUAUGCAGAUAGCCAAUCUCCACAAUUUUGAAAGGUCUUUCGCUCAUAUUUUUUAUUAUUAUUAUUAUGCAUAUUUAAUAUAUUAUGAUACGGUAGUAUUAACUUUAAUUGCUACAUUAAAAUUGAAAAAGUAACAAUAUUUUAUGUGUAAACAAAAUUCCUUAUAAAAUUCCUUAAAAGGUUUCAAUUUUCCUGAAAGGAAUUUUCAAUUUAUUUAUUCGUAUGUAAGAAAUUUAUUGGAAUGUAAGAAAUUACAUAAAUAGAAAGUGGAAAUUUAGCUGUUGGUGAUACAGGUUUCACAGGAAAAUAUUUCACUCAGUCAAUGGUGUAAUUAAAACUGUUUUAUGACUAAUUUGGUAAUAUUUGGCUAAUAGAACGAGCAUGCACAUAUAAUAAUAAGUUAUGAUUAUUUUAAAGGUAUGUUGACUGGCUGGUGACAACUUUUAAUGAGGAAUUGCCUGAUGAGAACUGGAGUGUACCAGAUCCUCACCCAUCUGCUGUUAGGGCUACAACAGUGGAUAAUCGUGACAAUGAUUAUCACAGGUUAGUUAAUACUGUAGAAAGACACACUAGAUGCAGUCCAGCAUAUUGUUUGAAACAGAAAAGAGUGGACCUGCUUGCAGAAUGCAGAUUUGGUUUUCCAAAGCCAUUACAAGAAGAAACAGAACUGAGUCGUGAGUUGGUGGUAAGUAAGAAUACUAAGUCUGUUGAGUCUGAGUUACAUACCAAGCGAAAUGACCAAAGGUUAAAUUCACACAACAGGGUGAUGCUCGAAAACUGGCAGGCAAAUGUAGAUUUGCAAGUCAUUGUAGAUGAGAAGGCUUGUGCAAGAUACAUGGCUAAGUAUGCUGCGAAAGGAGAACCCCGAUCGAAAUCGGCCUCAUUACAGAAUGAUGAUCAAGUCUCUUCGGCCUUCAAGAAAGCAAUGAUCCAAGUUGCUGGGGAUAGAGAUAUGGCAGCACAAGAAACUGCGCAUAUGUUACUUAGUCUACCACUGGUUGGCUGCACAUUUAGUUUUGUUACUAUUUCUUUAGAUAACAGCAGGAAGGUUAAUAUUGAUGCAGAAAAUGAAGGCGAUGAGCUACUUAAAAAAUCUCAGCUACAAGAAUAUGCAGAAUGUACAAAAUUGAAGAGUAGGUAUACAGGCUUGUCUCAGCUAAAUCUGAUGCAAUAUGGGUCACAGUACACGAAAGUCAGAGGGUGAGUUGACAAAACGAGUGAAUCCGUACAUUGUCAGGACAUUUCCAAAGAUUUCCGCUAAUCCAGCUGGUCCUGAUUUUGGAAAAUACUGCAAAUAUCAACUAAUAAAGUUUAAACCAUGGGAGGGUCAACCGUCAAAUGCUUGGAACAAUGAGGAUGAAAGUGAUCAAAUGUUUAUUAAUGCAUAUGAAUUUUUUCUUAUGACAGAUGAAUUUGCGUAAGAAAAUGUGUUUAGGUAUUCCGAUGAAAGAGACAGAGUUCAUGAUGCACAAUGUGGUCAAACCUUUGAAAACGAUCCAAGUGACAAUCAAGAUGAUGACGACGAAAGUGAAGUUGACCCUGAUGAGGAGGAGGAAGUUGAUGAUUGGAUGUUGUUAUGCAGAAUUAACCAAGAUUAUGGUGAAGCAGGUAAUCAGAUGCCAGACAAUGAAGCAGUGGAUUGGUUUGAAACUGUGAGAGCUGUGCCUAGAGAUUUGUUAAGGGAAUCUCCAGGAUGGAUCUAUAGUCAGAGAAAGGAGGCUGAAGAACAUGGUCAGCAAUUUCGAGAAGAUGAUCAACAAUGUGUAAUUGAUCCGGACACCCUGAAUGAAAAACAACGGCUUGCUUACAACAUCAUUCAAUCUCAGAAUGGUGAUAAUGCCGAGCCUGUAUAUAUGAUUGUGUGUGGAACAGCUGGCACAGGUAAGACAUACUUGAUAAGUGCAACAAAACAAGUAUUAGCCACUCAGUGUGUUGUUACAGCAACUACUGGGAUUGCAGCCUUUAGUAUUAAUGGUCAAACAUUACAUUCUGCUGCUCAACUUCCUAUCCGUGAAUAUAGGGAUUUGCAGGGUGACUCACUACAGCGGUUACAGGUGAGGCUAGAAGGUAAAAGAUUUCUGAUUAUUGAUGAAAUGUCAAUGAUUGGACAUAAAAUGUUAUCAUGGCUGGACAAUAGAUUACGUGCUGGUACUGGAAAGCAAGAUAUCCUUUUUGGUGGUAUGUCAGUAAUUCUAAUGGGGGAUUUUGGUCAAUUACCACCUGUUGGUGAUAAGCCAAUGUAUGUUUCAGGUAACGGAACAGUAGUAAGUGACCAUGGACAUAGUCUGUAUCUGAUGUUUGAGUCUGUCAUUAUUUUAGAUCAAGUUAUGCGUCAGGCUGGUGAGGACCCCGAGGCAAUUGCUUUUAGAGCCUUGCUGAUGAGAAUGCGAAAUGGCGAAGUGACAGGGGAGGACUGGAAACUAUUGUUGGAGCAUUCAACAACAAAUGUACCAAUGGAUCAAUUCACUGAUGCCAUCCGAUUGUACUUUGACAAGAAAAGUGUUGCUGAAUACAAUUACCUAUACAAGUCUACACCAUCAGGUGUAGACAUGCAUUUUUGA